Drosophila obscura is the source of this 2028-nucleotide messenger RNA. RefSeq names its product sodium-coupled monocarboxylate transporter 2 (gene SLC5A11). NCBI's taxonomy places the organism in Eukaryota, Metazoa, Arthropoda, Insecta, Diptera, Drosophilidae. The record is from RefSeq and is a predicted model, not a curated record. The coding region runs from base 60 to 1796 and encodes 578 amino acids. Gene Ontology annotation, molecular function: symporter activity. Gene Ontology annotation, biological process: sodium ion transport; transmembrane transport. The transcript is spliced from 9 exons. Gene Ontology annotation, cellular component: membrane.
AGAUUAACAAUGAAAAUACCUACAGAUUUGGCACCAUUGACUAUAUAGUAUUUCUGGGCAUGAUUGUGCUCUCGACAACCACUGGCAUAUAUUUUGGAUGCAUGAAAAAGAGUAAGCCAAAGCUGGCGGAGACGGAACCCACAUUGCCUACAACAACGCCAGUGGAGCGAAGGAAACAUGAUUUUGGUUCGGAAAAGAUGAGUGAAUAUCUGCUGGGAUCCAGAAAUCUCAAAGUAUUCCCCGUUGCCAUGAGUCUAAUAGCCAGCUAUAUAUCUGGGGUUACGAUACUUGGCACCACGUCGGAAAUCUACAAUUAUGGCACACAAUACUGGUUUAUUGCCAUCGCAAUUGUUCUGCAGGGUAUUGCUGUGUCCUAUAUCUAUAUACCGGUAUUUUGUGCUCUACAAGUUGGCUCUUCCUAUGAGUACCUGGAGAUGCGUUUCCAUUCGGUUAUACGAAGCAUAGCAUCUUUUAUGUUCAUUCUGGAUGAGAUACUAUUUUUGCCUUUUAUUGUCUAUGUGCCAGCGUUGGCUCUAAAUCAGGUCUCUGGCAUCAAUCUGCAUGUUAUAGCAGUGGUCAUCGUAGUUGUUUGCGUUUUCUAUACGUUUGUGGGCGGCAUCAAGGCUGUCGUCCAUACAGAUGCCUGGCAGGUGCUGGUCAUGUUCCUCUCCGUUCUGGCUGUGGCUGUUUUGGCCACCUAUUAUGCCAAUGGUUGGGAUGCCCUGUUCGAUGAUGCCUCAAAGGGCGGACGUCUGAUCUUUACCAACACGGAUCCCUCGCCCUAUGUGCGUCACACUGUCUGGAGCGUGCUCAUCGGGGGCUUCUCCUAUUGGACCUCCUUCAAUGCGGUGAAUCAGACAAUGGUGCAGCGCUACAUGUCAUUGCCAUCGCUGAAAAAGGCUCGUGCUUCAAUGGCCAUUUUUACCAUUGGAGUGGCUGCCUUUGUCUCUGUAUGCUGCUAUGUGGGUCUGCUGAUCUUUGAGCGGUACAAGGAUUGCGAUCCAUUGAGUUCUGGUUUGAUAACGCACGACGAUCAACUGUUGCCCCUCUUUGUCGUCCAAAGUGUGGGUCAUAUCUAUGGUAUGCCAGGACUCUUUAUUGCUGGCAUUUUUGGCGCUGCUUUGAGCUCGCUUUCGGUGGUGCUUAACUCCACUUCGCUGGUCAUCCUGGAGGACAUUGUGCGAGGCUGCUUCAAGAUGAAGCCCAGCGAAAGAGCCUCCACCAUACUGGUCAAAUCCACCAUCAUAGUCCUGGGAUUUGUGGCACUUUCCCUGGUGUUUGUCCUCGAACAACUGAGUGGAAUUCUCAGCAUUUGCACCUCGAUGACGGCCAUUGCAGCGGGCACAACCUUUGGUCUGUUUACACUGGGAAUGCUCGUGCCCUGGGCCAACACAGUGGGCACUGCUGUUGGUGGUGUCGCCAGUGCGCUGCUCGCUGGCUGGAUAUCCUUUGGCACACAGUUUACCAUUGCAGCGGGUGGACUCAAUUCUCAGAAGCUGCCCAUUUCCGUGGAUGGGUGUGUGGGCAAUGUCACCCAGCCAGAGAACAUUUGGGUGGAUGAGGAGCAAGUGUUUCCCCUGUAUCGAUUGUCCUACCACUGGAUAAAUCCCAUUGGUGUGGCCACAGCGAUACUGGUGGGUGCACUCGUCUCGCUGGUGACCAAACCAACGGACAUAAAGAGUCUAGAUCCAGAUGUCAUAUCGCCAGUGAUUCAUAGAUUCCUGCCAAAAGAAUGCUUUGAGGGACGCAAUCUCCAUGCGCAGGCGCACAAGAACCUCCUGAAUAGCAGCACAUGAGUGCCAAAAACCACUAGUUGGAAAUCCUGAAACCCUUUUUGGCAGCAUUGUAUUCCAAAACAAUCUAGUUUGUAGCUUAUACCUUUAGUAAAUAGUCUAGUACAAACCGAAGUACAGGAACCAAUGAAUCUGCAUGGAAUCGGAGGGCGUAUCGCCCACUAGAUAACAACAUUCUAAAUGCAUAAUCGUUUAGUGUAAUUAUUAUUUGUAUUAUUAAUUUAGCUUUAUUGAA